ACAUAAAUAUAGCUCAUACCAAUUCAGUCUCAAUUUCCAAUUAGAGAGUGAUUAGACGGGCAGAUAAGGCAGUUCGGUGGGAGCAAACAGAGUACUAGCACCCAUGAUAAGGAGCUAUCUCUCAGUGAUUUUAAGUUAAUUUGUGGAUUCAGUGCCAUUUGGGGUGUUUUCCUCGCAUUUAACUUGUCUGUGAAAAACGCGUUUUUUUUGUGUGAAAAUGGCCCUGAAAUUCUGUGCCAAUCUCUCAUUUAUGUUCACUGAAAGUGGAAGUUUGCUUGAGAGGUAUGGGCAGGCACGACUGGCGGGAUUCCGAGGUGUUGAGAGUGCCUUCCCAAAGGGAUUCAGUAUUGAAGAACUUGUGACAGCCAAACAAUCCCUCACUCAGGUGCUGAUAAACAUCCGAACAGGAACCGUUGCUGGUGGGGAAUUUGGUGUUGCUGCACUGUACGGGGAUGACAAAGGACCCAACUACCAGGAAGCUUUUCGCACAGAUCUCCAAGCUACUGUUGAAUAUGCAAAAGCUCUCGAGUGCAAGAAGAUUCACAUAAUGGCGGGAAAGGUGCAAGAAGCCACGGAGGACAAUCACAGGGCUUAUGUUGAAAAUCUAAAAUAUGCCGCAAAUUUUCUGGAAAAGGAGGGAAUUGUGGGUCUUAUUGAACCAAUAAAUCGCUACGCUGUUCCUGGAUAUUAUUUGAAUUCCUACGAGAAAGCUUUGGAGGUACUGAAUGAGGUAAACAAUCCAAAUCUUCGGCUUCAGCUGGACUUCUUCCAUUUGCAACACAUCAAAGGCAACCUCACGCAUUCCGUGAAGGAUCUCUUACCUUACAUUGGACACGUUCAAAUAGCCCAAGUGCCCCAUCGCAAUGAGCCUGAUACUCCAGGAGAGAUUGACUAUCGCUAUGUCUUUGAGAUGUUAACCAAGGAGGGCUACAACGACUGGGUUGGUUGUGAAUAUCACCCGAAAACCUUCACCACCGACGGGCUUGGAUGGAUUAAAGAUUUUGGCUUGGCAUUCUAAGAAGAGAAUAAGAGGCAUAUAAGUGAUGUAUAAUUCAAACUAAUGGCAGCUUUGAAUAAAGAAUGUGCAAAUAUUCUUAAA
Molecule: messenger RNA, 1099 nt
Organism: Lutzomyia longipalpis
Lineage: Eukaryota; Metazoa; Arthropoda; Insecta; Diptera; Psychodidae
Gene: Gip
Product: putative hydroxypyruvate isomerase
Exons: 4
Coding region: 218-1018 (266 amino acids)
Biological process (GO): glyoxylate metabolic process
Molecular function (GO): hydroxypyruvate isomerase activity
Source: RefSeq, a predicted model, not a curated record